Messenger RNA from Alternaria arborescens, 783 nucleotides. RefSeq lists its product as hypothetical. Gene Ontology annotation, cellular component: Swr1 complex. Gene Ontology annotation, molecular function: nucleosome binding. The transcript has a single exon. The record is from RefSeq and is a predicted model, not a curated record. Bases 1 to 783 code for a protein of 260 amino acids. NCBI's taxonomy places the organism in Eukaryota, Fungi, Ascomycota, Dothideomycetes, Pleosporales, Pleosporaceae. Gene Ontology annotation, biological process: chromatin remodeling.
AUGCCACACGUUGAGGUGCUCCCGAACUCGACGGCGACCGUCGCACCGGGAUGGACGUAUGUCGUCGACACGGGUUACGACCCCUCCAAGGUUGCCAUCAACCCAAAGAACAAGAAGCGCGCAGCGGCAGCAACGCCAGGCGGUCAGCGCGCCGAGAAUGAGCUAUCUGCACGACAGCAGACGGCUAUAGCGCGACGCAUAGCAGAGCUAGAACGCGACAACGACCCCAAACAGCUUAUCACGGUGCCUGGAAAGCCGAGCGUGCCCAAGACACAGAAUGCAAGGAGGAUCAUACAGUAUCAGCGGCAGAUCAAGCAUUGGCUCGACGACGAAGAGGCACAAUUGGGACAAGCAACGACGACAUCAAGAGGGAGUGUGUCUCAGCCCACAGGAGGAAGAGGAGCAACACAAGCGUCCCGAAGACAGAGCGCCUUCGCUUCCGUGCCCGCGACACCUGCGGAAGCCACCCCAGGACCCGCAGCCAUAGCACAAACGCCAUCACGACUCGAAGACGCGAAUGCUGACGAUGCGCUACUCUCCAUCGACGACUCUAUACCUGCACCAAUCAACCCCGUCGAGCUUGAGGCACUGCUCGCCGCACCGCCGCUCUCGUAUGCUGCAAGCCACGCAGCGCCUCCUCCAGCUGGCGGUCCACCGCAGAGACAGUUCUGCGAUAACUGUGGAUAUUGGGGGCAGAUCAAGUGUCGCAAGUGUGGCGCGCGCGUGUGUGGAUUGGAGUGCAAAGACGCGCAUGAGGCUACAAGGUGCUUGAAAUGGGCAUGA